UUCUUAGCGGUUGACAUUCUCCUCUCCAUCACAGCAUUUGCAGGAAAUUCUCUUAUCCUUGUAGCCCUUCACAAGGAAUCUUGCCUGCAUCCGCCGUCCAAACUUCUAUAUCGUUGUCUGGCAACCACUGAUUUGUUGGUUGGUCUUGUUACUCAGCCUCUCAUUGCUCUAUGGUGGAUGUCCGUGGUUCAAGAACACUGGAGCCUUUGUCGCUACGCAUAUGACGCAGCCCACAUCACAGGCCGUGUAUUGUUUUUAGUGUCUUUGAUGACGAUGACGGCCAUAAGCGUGGACAGACUUCUCGCCUUGAUGUUGGGACUGAGAUACAAGCAAAUUGUAACUUUGAAGCGCACGUAUAUCAUUGUAAUUACCUUUUGGGUUUUUAACCUUGUCGCUUCUGUAUGUGGAAUUUUUUUUCCCCCUAUAAUCUUUUGGUACAGAAGGCUAGCUAUAUCAUUUUGCCUGGUAAUAUCAUUCGCAUCGUACACAAAGAUUUUUUGCACUCUCAGAUAUCACCAAGCACAAGUACGAGAUCAACAACAGCCGAGCCGAACACUGAACAUGGCGCGAUUCAGAAAGGCAGUAUACAGUGCAUUAUGGGUGCAGUUAGCAUUAGUGGUUUGUUAUGUACCAAUAUUUACAGUGGGAAUUGUGAUCGCUCUUACUAAAAAAUAUUCAUUACUCUUAGUCGUCGCACGGAAAGUAGCAAUUAUUUUACUUUGCUAUAACUCGACGUUAAACCCUUUUCUUUAUUGCUGGAAGAUUAGUGAAGUGAGACAAGCAGUGAAGCGGACACUGAAAGAAGCUCUUUGCUGAAAUAGGUCGUUCUUGAAUUGUUCUUCAGACUUUUAGAGCAGACUUAUUAAGGCACGAUUAUAUUUGGAGAGCAGUCGUUAGAUAAGUUAUUGGAUAAAAACAAAUAAGUGGCUCCAUAGAAUAGUUUCGCAGGCUGUUGUUUAUAGUCUUUAUAUCUCUGAGAACCCUAUGCUUAUAUACAAGAUGUCAUAAUCUGAGAAAAUAUAUGUAAACAUUUUAAUUUCAUGUUUUUUCCUCCUAGUAAUAUGAAGACAUCAGAUAAGACUUCAAAGAGUAGUUUAAGAGAUGUGUUUAAAGCCGAUGUUGUGUGUUACGAUAAAACUAUUUUAACUAGUUUUCCUAUAAUUAAAAGAAAGCGCUUGACGUUGAUGUUGGCGCCAUAUUGCCACAAGAGACGGUCCAGUUCUAGUCUUGAAUUUGUUUUGUCAUCAAAAAAAUAUCCCUAAAACUUAUGUGAAGAAGAUUUCCGUACUUUUGUAUUUAACUGAAGGUUAUGAAAGUAUGUGAAAUAAAAUUGACCAUCCCUGUUUGAUACAGAAUUUUUUUACAGAUCGAUGUUCUGAAAUUAUAUUGGCCACGGCGAAAAACGAGUUUCGCAUCGUUUGUAUCGAGGUCACCAUAUGUCCAGUUUGUCGCUGGUGUAUCUUUAGGUCGUCUCUGAGUUUUACGGAUUUUAUUCCCUCCAUUUCCGGGCGAUUAACUUCUGUCCCUAAGUUUCACAAAUGUUUUUUAUUGAGUCGUUUCAAAGCUUUUGUAUGAGCUCAGACUACUUCAAUAUCAUACCAUCUAAUUACCGCCCUAAAAAACGACGUGUUUAUUUCAUCCAUUAAAGAAGUGAUAAAAUAGAUCUUUUAAGACUUAGUAGUCACAUAUCGUAUUGUAAAACAAAAAAUAUAGCCCACGGCUUUGUGUUUGUCAAGGGAAUUCCCUUUCAGUGCUAAUUUGAAAUUAAACUGAGACGUUAUCCACUAAAAUCAACAGCUGGUUGUGACGAACAUGUUCUUGUCUAAUUGUCAAGGUAAUGAAUUAUUUUAGAGGAUCAGAUAGAAAAUUCCCUAAGAAAUAACUUUUUUUAAAGGAGGGAUUGACGCAUCUUUUAGCGAUUAAAUCUUUCGUCUGGUUUUUCUGCCAGCUAAUCCUCCAUUGGCAAAUGAAAUGACUGAUUUGAAGCCGGUAUAAAAUGUUGAAUCUAUAGAAGGUAAUUAUUUUGCAAAAACGACAUUUUCGUGUCUGUGGUGGUUAACUAAUUUCUCCUUAUCUUUAACAGGAUAUUUUUAACAAUUGCUUCGUGCUUCAGUGAGCGGUCAUUAAUAUACGAUGCACACAGGAUGUUUGGAAAGCUUGAAAGACGCAACCAAGAGUGAUCUCAGGUUCAUAAAUAAUAAAUGCUGUCAAUGUAGGUUUAACAAGGUGUAGUUUUUAACUCGACUUCGUCUCGGGAAUUAUUGAAUAAUAUUCACUUCAUAUUCGGCAAAAAAUUGUUCGAUAUUUUUAUCAAGUGUUGAUAGUUUAUAAGUAUCCAUUCCUUCAUUUUCCUUCACGGUCAAUAGAUUAUCAUUUUCACUUAAGCAUAGCCAUAUAACUCUAGUUACCGAAGGAGAAUGACCAAUCGCUCAGGGGAAUUACGACAUGAAGAAUUUAGUCACUUCUGUAUACAUGAAACCUUGCUAGAUACCAGAAUAUUUUUAUUCUCUUCACUCGGACAAGACAUUGGCAAAGAAAACUUUAGGUGAACUUUGUCUCAUAAUUUUUCCAGAACAAUCACUUAAAAGUGUUUGGCGGAAGAAGGAGAACAAUUAAAGGGUGUAAAAGAAACGGAAAAAUUGUUUGAACGCGAAAUUUCUUGCUUUUCUUUUGUUUCGUCUCAUAUUUUCUCGGAGACGAAACGGAGGUAAAAGCGUCACAAAACGUUAUUAAUUACACGGUUACAUUCAAAUGUCCUAAAUAAAGUUUGCAUCCGUAGCCAUGCAUUAAUUUUGAAUUGUUACACGCAUUCAAAUUACUGGACUGUUUGUCAUGGAUUUGACAACCUUAGCUUAACCCUUCUUUAUUUUCAGCUUGCUGAGGCUGAGAAUGAUUCAAGGCGAAGUAACUCGUACUGAAGCCUUAAUAGUGAGUGCCUUCUCGCAGGCUAACAAUCCCGCUAAAUUAAGCGGGAUUGUUUGUUGCAACAUGAAAAAAAUAAUCUUAAAGAUGUCUUUAAAUAGUUGCCUCAUAUUCUCAUUUCAUACGUGAUGUAGAUGACAAGUUAGACACAAAAAAGGCUUUUUUGACACAGCAGACGAUCAUCUGACGUAUUUCAAACGAGUAAAAAUUAGUGAGGAAGUUUUUAGAUUACUGCUAUGUAGGAAAUAAGGUUUUAGUGAUCGUCAUUGUACAAUUACUGUCUUAACGAACUAUUUUUCUUGCAAUCAUGACAAAAAAUAGGAAACGAAAACAGAAUAUAGUGGACUAAGCUUUUUGGAAUUCUUAAUCUACCAGCAUACAGGGAAUAUCUCUUCCAUAAAUCAUCAUCCCAAAAUAAAUGACAGUUUUUCUAAAUAAGCUGCUUAUUCUGUCUCUCAAAAACUGACAAAAGAGAGUUUCCUUACUAUAUCGUCAAACAAAGAUGGAGCCGAUGUUUUUGUGUUUGCUAAGGAACUGCCAUGCCCCUUUGGUAGGUGGGCGUCAACAAGAACCAAUUCCUUUUUCAGCAGUCCACGUUCUCCUCUCCGUCACAGCGUUUUUUGGUAAUUCUCUCAUCCUUGUUGCCCUUCACAAGUAAUCUUCCCCUCACCCCGAAUUUUUCAUGCUUCUUAGCGGUUGACAUUCUCCUCUCCAUCACAGCGUUGGCAGGAAAUUUUCUUAUCUUUGUUGCCCUUCACAAGGAAUCUUCCCUUCACCCCCCUUCCAAACUCUUGCAUCGAUGUUUGGCAACAACUGAUCUGUUCAAUGCUUUCUUGAUUAACAAAAAAAAUCACUCCUACUCUGUAUUAAAGAAUUGGAUGAGUUGUUGGUUUGUCUAUCAGCAAUUUUCCCGUCCAAAAAGAAAACAAUAAAUAUAUAUCCCAUUUUAAAAAAUGUUGCUAUUUGAAAAUAUAAAAUAUUAAAUACUCUAUAUAUAUACACAUAUUUUCUUUUCUCAUCACAAAGUGUCUCUUUGUGAUGAGAAAAGAAAAGAUAUAUUUAUUUGAUAUAUAUUUCCAAAUUUGAAAGGUUUUUAAAAACGGGUAUUUAAAUAUAUGUAUAUCGUCGAAAGAAACGUAAUUAUGUAAACAAGGCCUAAUACAAGUCCGAAUAUGUCGUGGCAAGCAGGUGUCUUCUAAACAACUUAUUCGUUCCUCACUGUGCGAUACAAAGCACGAGGCAAUUUUAAAGAGUUUGAAAUAUGUGUCAGAGUUGGUAAAGACGAAGCCUCUCCUAAAACAAUCGUAAAUUUUUUAUCGACUGUUGAUAAGCUUUGACCACCCAAACAUUCAUUUUUCAUCUCGAUCAAUAAAUCAUCCUGUUUACCUCAUUAUUGAAAACAAAUUCUCAUCACCAAAGGAAAGUCGUUAAUUGCUCAAGAGAAUCACAGGAACAAAAAUUGAAUAACUUUUCUUUUACAGUUGCAGGAAAUAGUUUUCUGGUGUGAUAACUUCAUCCUGUUACUAUUUAGUUUUUGGCUCUAGUCGGAUACUAAACAGAGAGGAAAAAAGCUACUAAGCGCAGUUAGGUACAUAGUUAAUUUAAAAUAUUUUGAAACAAGGCUACACUUGUGGCAGCACAUUAAUUUCGAAUAGUUAUAGUUCGUUCGGUGAUUGUCACGAAUUCAAUUCUUCUCAUAGAACAAUUGACAUCACCAGCUUGAGCUUUUUUACAUUUUUAGCUUUCCGUAGCUGAUAAUGAUUCAAGUCUUAACCUAACGCGAAAGAUGUGGACCCUUGAUUAGCAUCCUAAUAUAAUGGAAUUUCAUUCUGGUAAAGAGCGGUUCUUUGCUGCACUGUAAAAACACCGAAAUAACAGAUGUUUCUACAUUUGCCUUUAAUUGCUAUUACAUAAUUGACGCACACAAAGGUUCCCGGGAAAAAAUAUAUUUUUUGACCCAAUAGAAAAUCUUUGAUGCAUUUUAAAUCAGUAAGUCUUUAUGCGAUUGUUAAUUUAGGAAGUUAGGCUUCAGUAAUCCUUGCUGCCAUUUUUUGUUGCAAGAACAGAAACGUACAAGAAAGAGGAAACGCCGAAGACAAUAAUGUCGACAACAAAUUUCAGUAGCGGUAGAAGUCACACGAAAUCAUUUGAAGAACUGCUAUACUCUCCCUCUUUGAUGAGUGGCCUUCAACAACAACUAUCAAUUUGCUUCUUAGCGGUUGACAUUCUCCUCUGCAUCGCAGCAUUUGCUGGAAAUUCUCUUAUCCUUGUUGCCCUUCACAAGGAAUCUUCCCUGCAUCCGCCGUCCAAACUCCUGUGUCGUUGUCUGGCAACAACCGAUCUGUUGGUUGGUUUUGUUAACCACCCUCUCCGUGCUCUAUAUUUGAUGUCAGUGUUUCAAGAACACUGGAGCCUUUGUGGAUACGUAAGGGAGGCAGCCUACAUUACAGCCUAUGUAUUGUUUUUAGUGUCUUUGAUGACGAUGACGGCCAUAAGCGUGGACAGACUUCUCGCCCUGUUGUUGGGACUGAGAUACAAGCAAAUUGUAACUUUGAAGCGC
This is a messenger RNA of Pocillopora meandrina, 5482 nucleotides long. NCBI's taxonomy places the organism in Eukaryota, Metazoa, Cnidaria, Anthozoa, Scleractinia, Pocilloporidae. The record is from the annotation of a GenBank genome assembly.